This is a messenger RNA of Manihot esculenta (cassava), 2246 nucleotides long. Its product is annotated as probable rhamnogalacturonate lyase B. The record is from RefSeq and is a predicted model, not a curated record. Bases 736 to 1461 code for a protein of 241 amino acids. The transcript is spliced from 12 exons. Gene Ontology annotation, molecular function: carbohydrate binding. NCBI's taxonomy places the organism in Eukaryota, Viridiplantae, Streptophyta, Magnoliopsida, Malpighiales, Euphorbiaceae.
UUCCUAUUUUCAAUUUUUUUAACAUUCUCCAGCUUCAGCUUCUUUCCAAACCCCUCUCUCUCUCUCUCUCUCUCUCUCUCUCUCUCCUCUUUGAUCCAUAUGCAUAAUACAAUAUUGAUACGGCUCAGGUUUUACUGGAUAAUGGUUUGGUGAGGCUCACAAUAUUGAAGCCUCAUGGCUACUUAACUGGGAUCAAGUAUGGAGGACUGGACAAUCUUUUAGACCUCAAAUCAAGUCAAUCUAGUAGAGGAUAUUGGGACAUUAAUUGGAGCUUUCCAGGAGGCCAGGAGAGAUAUCAAAUACUGAGGGGCGCUGUGCACUCGGUCGUCGAAAUGAGCACAUUUUGAGAAGUGGUGUUUCAGGAUUCUACUGCUAUGCAAUAUAUGAGCAUCCUGCUGGAUCUCCUGCUUUUGACCUUUGCUCAGACAAGGAUGGUCUUUAAGUUGAGAAGAGAAAAGUUCCAUUACAUGGCUAUCUCUGAUGAGAAGCAAAGGAUAAUGCCAAUGCCAGAGGAUCUACUUCCAGGUAGAGGCAAACAGCUAAUUGUGCCUGAGUCAGUUCUGUUGGUUGAUGAUAAAUACCAGUAUUCAGUGGAUAAUAAAGAUGGAGGAAUUCAUGGAUGGAUAAGUUCUGGUCAUUGUUGGGUUCUGGAUAAUCUUUCCGAGUCACGAGUUUCGAAAUGGAGGACCUACGAAGCAAAACCUCACAGCCCAUACAGGACCAGAUUGUCUGGCUAUGUUUCAUGGAACUCACUACAUUGGGGAUGAAAUAUUAGCUCAUUUUCAAGAGGGAGAAGAAUGGAGGAAGACAUUUGGCCCUUUCUUUGUCUACCUUAAUUCAACUAACAAUGUAUCAAAUGCAUACAACUUGUGGGAGGAUGCUAAAAAGCAGAGGCUGCUUGAAGAGGCAGCAUGGCCUUAUGAAUUUGUCUCUUCCUCUUAUUAUCUUACUGCUAAAGGACUCGGUUCUGCUACUGGAAGAUUAUAUGUCCAAGACAGGUUUAUUUCUGGGUCUCUGAUUCCUGCUAAACGUGCAUAUGUUGGUCUAUUAGCAGCAAGAACUGCAGGAGCCUGGCAUACAGAAAGCAAGGAUUAUCAAUUAUGGGUGCAAACAGAUUCAAAUGGAUACUUUACCAUCAAGAAUGUUAUCCCUGGUGUCUAUGGUCUCCAUGGCUGGGUUCCAGGUUUCAUUGGAUCAGAAACACAACUGGGGAAUUUGACAUAUGUUCCCCGCAGAGAUGGUCCAACUGUAUGGGAGAUUGGCUUCCCUGAUCGCACAGCACUUGGCUACUAUGUUCCUGAUGUGAAUCCCGCAUUGUCAACAAACUGUUUGUCAAUAGUCCAGAGAAGUUCAGGCAAUAUGGCUUGUGGGACAGAUACCCGGAUAUGCAUCCUCUAUCAGAUCAAACGUUCACAAUCGGAAUCAACAAUCCAAAAAAGGAAUGGUUCUUUGCUCACGUAGACACAGGUUUGAUCAAUGCCCCACAAGCUGGGAUUUUUUUUCUGUCCUGUAAUCUUACAAUGAAUAUGUGUCAUCUUUCAUUCUGGUUUUUUGAAUUUUAAAUGAGCACUUUCUAAUGUUUUUAAACCUUGACAGAAGGUGGCAGAUAACAAAUAUCUUCCAUUAACAUGGACGAUUAAAUUUUAUCUUGAUUCAGUAACCAGUGGAACUUACAAGUUGAGAUUGGCCAUUGCAUCAGCAACCCGUUCUGAUCUUGAAGAUUGCAAAUGCAUAGUAUUCCUACAGCAUUGUUCAAAGCCUCUCUUGCUUUCUUAAUUCAUAAAUUUUCAAGUAUUUAUAUUGCUUUGCAGGUCUAUGUGAAUGGUAUGGAUUUAGAGCACAUGGUCUUCCAAGUGAUGAAUUUGGGGACAGAAUGCAGUUUGUCGACAUGGAAUUCAUGGCUUGUAUCAGCUAUUUAGCAUUGGUGUUUCCUCUUCCUUGUUGGUAAAGGGAGACAACUCCAUGUUUCUUACACAGGCUAGGAGUGGAGAUGCACUUUGUGGAAUUCUCUAUGAUUAUAUAAGGCUAGAAGCUCCAUUACCUUCCGGAAACUCUUGCGGAUCAGAAGAAGGAUUUGACCUGGAUGAAAAACUUAUCUGACAUUGGAUUAUAACCAACACAUCAAAAGAAAUUGCUUCUUCCAUGACAGAAUUGCAGAAGGUUAUUGUUAACUUAACAGAAAAUGUAUGAUCAUGGCUGCACCAAAUCAUAAAAAACAGUGAAAUAAUUCAAUUAAUUUUUUCCCA